AAGCUAGAGAAUAAUAAUUAAAAUAAACAAAAGACACAACACAGCAUCAGGAUUCUCUCACCGGAAACACACAAAAUGGAGUCAUCAUCGUCAUCAACGUUUCUCACUACCACAAGCUUAGACCAGAGGAAACCGUCUCCGGUUUCGAGAAAACCACCAAAGCAAAAGAAGAAGAUGACUUCAAGUUCAACGAACAAACCCAUCAAAGUGCGUUACAUAUCAAACCCCAUGAGAGUCAAAACUUGUGCUUCCAAGUUCAGGGAGCUUGUACAAGAGCUCACCGGCCAAGACGCCGUCGAUCUUGAACCGGAGCCCGCCGUGUUUUCUUCCCCAUCCCCUGUCUCCGACCACAGCCCUCCUUCUCCGCCGCCGGAGAAUCUUGCGCCACGUGUUCUUCAUCAGGAGCCGUUCGAUGAUCGGGUGCCUGAUUAUUACGAGCCUUUGGAUGGGGAAGAGAUGUUUUUUCCUCAAAUGUCGGCAGGUUUUUCUGGCUUUUUUUCGAAUGGGUUUUACAAUGUGAAUGACUUUGGAAGAAUCGAUUCUAUGUGAAAUCUUUGGACUUCGUUUACAUCAAGUACAUAUAUAAAUUAUGAAAUAGAUACUUGAAUUUAACAAAAACUAAAUGAUAGAUGGAUCUAUAUAAAUUACUAGGGUUUAUGGAGCGAGUUGUAUGGGUUAAGUCCUCUUGUGAAAAGUUUUGAAUGGAUCUUUCGAUAUGCUUUAUUUCUUAAUUCAUUUUUGAUAAGCUUGUGUUGCCUUUUCAUCAAAACUUCUGUAUACUGAUAUAUGAACCAUACUCAUCAUCAUCUAUAGUUUUUAUUUUAAUUAAGAAACAAGUCGUAAUCUAUAGUCAACGUCUAAUCAUCAA
Eutrema salsugineum is the source of this 868-nucleotide messenger RNA. RefSeq names its product sigma factor binding protein 1, chloroplastic. The transcript has a single exon. Bases 76 to 549 code for a protein of 157 amino acids. NCBI's taxonomy places the organism in Eukaryota, Viridiplantae, Streptophyta, Magnoliopsida, Brassicales, Brassicaceae. The record is from RefSeq and is a predicted model, not a curated record.